Aplysia californica (California sea hare) is the source of this 968-nucleotide messenger RNA. Its product is annotated as 15-hydroxyprostaglandin dehydrogenase [NAD(+)]. Bases 227 to 622 code for a protein of 131 amino acids. Gene Ontology annotation, molecular function: oxidoreductase activity, acting on the CH-OH group of donors, NAD or NADP as acceptor. Lineage: Eukaryota; Metazoa; Mollusca; Gastropoda; Aplysiida; Aplysiidae. The record is from RefSeq and is a predicted model, not a curated record. The transcript has 3 exons. Gene Ontology annotation, cellular component: cytoplasm.
GUGCAGUCCAUUGUAUAUCAUGGUGUUGCUUUUAUUGUUUAUUUGACAGUCCAUUGUAUAUCAUGGUGUUGCUUUUAUUGUUUAUUUGACAGUCCAUUGUAUAGUCGGAUGUUGUAUUUAUUGUUUAUUUGACAGUCCAUUGUAUAUCAUGGUGUUACUUUUAUUGUUUAUUUGACAGUCCAUUGUAUAUCAUUGUGCUGUAUCUAUUGUUUAUUUGACAGGUUUAAUGCAACCUCACGCGACCCCUGUCUACUCAGCUACAAAGCAUGGAGUGAGGGCUUAUAUGACCAGUGUGUGUCAAGAUCCAACUCGUCCGGACCAAGGAAUCGAAUACGCAAUGAUCGCCCCCGAUGCUGUCGAUACCCCGAUGGUUCGCUCCUUGGACAAUAAUCGGAUCUUUUACUGGGAUGAGCUCAAAGAUUUAGUUUUGGGGAGACUGAUAAAACCACAGACAAUUGGAGAAGCCCUUCUACAACUGCUCCGUUGUGACGUCAUCAACGGCGCCAUCUUGCAUGUGGACAAUCAGGGGAAGACUUUCCGCCACAUGGAGUGCGUCAACGACGGUGUCACCUUUGACCCCAGCAAAGUCUUCAGCACCUCGUAUGUCUUCGAUCAAGAGUGAUGAUGAUAAAUGACAUUUGUAAAGGAUGCUGACAAAAUGAGUUACUUUAUUUUUUCGAAUUCUGGUCUUAUAGACACAGAUAUAUUAUAUCAAAGUUAAAGUUUUGGUUGAUAUAAUUUUGCAUAUGAACCAAUAAAACCAAUGAGGAUAUGAGACUCACUGCAACGUGGCAGAAAUGGGCAGUAAUGAAAGAAAAUAGGAACCCUGAAAAAGCAUUAAACCUGAAGGAAAAUGUAUCACUUUAGAACUUACAAAUUUGAUGUGUGUAUUUUCGACCUUCAUCUCCUUUCGUGGAUUGCGAGAAGUAACUCAUUUUGUCAGCACGACUCACAUUACCAUAGCGCUC